Arabidopsis lyrata subsp. lyrata is the source of this 264-nucleotide messenger RNA. RefSeq lists its product as uncharacterized. The record is from RefSeq and is a predicted model, not a curated record. NCBI's taxonomy places the organism in Eukaryota, Viridiplantae, Streptophyta, Magnoliopsida, Brassicales, Brassicaceae.
AUGACAGCGUCGACGUUCCCGCGUGAUACUCCCAGCAAAUGCCAAGGGCAAAUAGGUAAUUCGUCGUUAACAGAUAGAUUGUUUCUUUUAAUUAUUCAAUUAAUUAUUAUCUCCUCUGGCUCUUUGCUUUCCCUCUCCUUUCGUUUUUCUAUUCCAAAAUUUCUUGAUUUGAUUCCCAAAAAAAAAAUCCAAUUCCUUAGAACUACAUUAUCUAUCGUCCCAUAAAUAGGCGAUUCGAAAUUGUCGAUCAUUAUUUCAAAGUGA